Molecule: messenger RNA, 168 nt
Organism: Pyrenophora tritici-repentis Pt-1C-BFP
Lineage: Eukaryota; Fungi; Ascomycota; Dothideomycetes; Pleosporales; Pleosporaceae
Source: RefSeq, a predicted model, not a curated record
AUGAAGAUCGUGUUCUAUUCAAUGACUGCUGGGUUGAUGAAUAUUGGCGGGUUGAUGUUCCAGUGUGGAGGCCUGUCACUUAUCGCCUGUACAAAUUUGUUCAGACAUAUGGAAAUUGGCUCAACUAUGAUGGUUUGGGGAAAUGGUGAAGGAAGCUUAGAUCUUUAA